This is a messenger RNA of Haemonchus placei, 189 nucleotides long. NCBI's taxonomy places the organism in Eukaryota, Metazoa, Nematoda, Chromadorea, Rhabditida, Trichostrongylidae. The record is from the annotation of a GenBank genome assembly.
CUGGGCCUUCGUGAACGUUUAGGAAGUGGCCUACUCCAUGUCCAGUACCAUGACCAUAAUCUAAACCGACCUGCCACAAUGCAUGUCUUGCUAGGGUGUCCAACCGAAUUCCUUAAAUUUGAAGUUACUGGUCUGGACCGACAGUUCAUUAGGAGCCAGAGAUGCCUUUUGCAAAAAGAUAGGGGUUAG